Molecule: messenger RNA, 3264 nt
Organism: Ceratotherium simum simum (southern white rhinoceros)
Lineage: Eukaryota; Metazoa; Chordata; Mammalia; Perissodactyla; Rhinocerotidae
Source: RefSeq, a predicted model, not a curated record
UGGCAGCCCUCAGGUAUGCCCCUGCCCAGGUAUCCGCACCUCCAGCCGCCUCCCCUGUCAGCCCCCAAGCUGUGUCAAUCUUGCUGGGAGCCAGGACUAAUUCCACGUCCCUGAGUGGCUGCAGAGCGGGAGCCGGGCCGCCGCGCCGCACCAUGGCGCCCACCCUGGCCACUGCCCAUCGGCGCCGCUGGUGGAUGGCCUGCACGGCCGUGCUGGAAAACCUCCUCUUCUCGGCAGUCCUCCUGGGCUGGGGCUCGCUGCUCAUCAUGCUCAAGUCGGAAGGCUUUUACUCCUACCUGUGUACUGAGCCAGAGAAUGUCACCAACGGCACAGUCGGGGGCACAGCAGAGCCGGAGCAUGAGGAGGUGAGCUGGAUGAAUGGCUGGCUCAGCUGCAAGGCCCAGGACGAGAUGCUAAACUUGGCCUUCACCGUGGGCUCCUUCCUGCUCAGUGCCAUCACCCUGCCCCUGGGCAUUGUCAUGGACAAGUACGGACCAAGGAAGCUCAGGCUGCUGGGCAGUGCUUGCUUCGCUGUCUCCUGCUUGCUGAUUGCAUAUGGAGCAAGUAACCCAAACUGUAAGUAUGCUUUUCCUCCACUCUUUUAUCAGGGACUGGGGAGAGAGUGCCAGAGUUUCACCAGAAUCUCACUGCCCAACAUGUUUGGCGACCUUCGGUCUACAUUUAUUGCUUUGAUGAUUGGAUCCUAUGCCUCUUCUGCAGUCACCUUCCCAGGAAUCAAGGUCAUCUAUGACUUUGGUGUUUCCUUCAUCGUCAUCCUUGUGGUCUGGGCCGGCUGCUCCGGGCUAGUUUUCCUCAACUGCUUCUUUAACUGGCCCCUGGAGCCCUUCCCGGGGCCGGAGGACAUGGACUAUUCGGUGAAGAUCAAGUUCAGCUGGCUGGGCUUUGACCACAAGAUCACAGGGAAGCAGUUCUACAAGCAGGUGACCACAGUGGGGCGCCGCCUCAGCGUGGGCAGCUCCCUGAGGAGCGCCAAGGAGCAAGCGGCGCUGCAGGAGGGCCACAAGCUGUGCCUGUCCACUGUCGACCUGGAGGUGAAGUGCCAGCCGGACGCGGCAGCAGCCCCCUCGUUCAUGCACAGCGUGUUCAGCCCCAUCUUGCUACUCAGCCUAGUCACCAUGUGCGUCACACAGCUGCGGCUUAUCUUCUACAUGGGUGCCAUGAACAACAUCCUCAAGUUCCUGGUCAGCGGCGACCAGGACAUAGUUAGCCUCUACACCUCCAUCUUUGGUGUGCUCCAGCUGCUCUGCCUGCUGACAGCCCCUGUCAUUGGCUACGUCAUGGACUGGAAGCUAAAGGAGUGUGAAGACGCCGCCUCUGAGGAGCCAGAGGAGAAAGAUGCCAACCAAGGCGAGAAGAAGAAGAAGCGGGACCGGCAGAUCCAAAAGAUCAACAAUGCCAUACGGGCCUUUGCCUUCACAAACCUGCUGCUCGUGGGCUUUGGGGUGACCUGCCUCAUUCCCAACCUGCCUCUACAGAUCCUCUCCUUCAUCCUACACACGAUUGUACGAGGAUUCAUCCACUCUGCUGUUGGGGGCCUGUAUGCCGCCGUGUACCCCUCCACCCAGUUUGGCAGCCUCACAGGACUGCAGUCUCUGAUCAGUGCACUCUUUGCUCUCCUGCAGCAGCCUCUGUUUCUGGCCAUGAUGGGUCCCCUCCAAGGAGACCCUCUAUGGGUGAAUGUGGGGCUGCUGGGCGUGAGUAUGCUGGGGUUCUGCCUGCCCCUCUACCUCAUCUGCUACCGGCGCCAGCUGGAGAGGCAGCUGCAGCAGAAGAGGGAAGACGACAAGCUUUUCCUCAAGCUCAACGGCUCAUCCAACCGGGAGGCUUUUGUGUAGCACCCACCACCUCAGAACUGUGGGCUCCUGCCCUCGCUUCAGUGACUCACUGAUGUCCUCCUCCCCACCCCAGAGGACCCUCAUGCACCCCCAGGAUCCUCUCCUUCACCAUGUUGGAGUCCACGCUCCCUCCCAGGGCCCUAGUCCUGCCUCGGAGCUCUGCGGUAGAAGGACGGGAGAGGGCCCAGACCAGACGGGCAAUUUUCCUACUGCUGGAAGCAGGAGCUGCCCUGGGCUUUGCUGUGCCACCCUCGAGGGGCCCUGGGACCUUGAGGCUCCAUGGUGCCUGCAGGAGGAAUUAGGAGGACCCCCAGCAGGCAGGCUCUCUUCCUCAAGUGUCUGGAUUCUGCCUCUCGCCAAAGCAGAGGGGUCUGCCAUCCACUGCCUGCCACCUGCCCCUCGGCUGCAUGCCCACUGACCACGCCUGCCUGAGGACAAAGGCUUGCACUGUCUGCACCCCCCUCGCCUGGCCCCUCACCUCCUCCCCUGGCUAGUCGGAGGCUGCCUGAGGAAGGAAGGACCCGCUUCCUGUUGUUGGUGCUAACUCCUUUGUAAUUCCAGCCCCCCGUGGCCUGUCCAUGGCCUGUCCUCCCAUUAAAGGCCUGCGGAGAAGUCCCCCUGGCUUAAAGCCUGGGGAGGGGAUAGAGGGCUGGCUGGUCACACGGAGCCAUGGAUAAGGCUGUUCAGCAGUCUCUCACCUCCUCUCUCGGGGCCUAAGUGGGGAGCAAGUUUCCACUGCCACCCUCCAUCCAGUCUGUGACCUGAAGGGAAUUGAAGGGGCCCCAGUAGAGCAUCCCCUGACACCCAGCUGUUUUUGUGGGGGUGUAAGUGAGGCUGUGGCUGACAGACAUUGAGGUCCAGGCCUGGGUAGGGAGGUGGAUUUGUGAGGGGCUUAGGGGUGUGUGUACAUGGGGGAUGUGUGUAUGUGUGAUAUGUGUGAGCAAUGUGUGUGGGGUGGUGGUAGGUAGGGGCUCUGGGUGUCUCUCCUUAUCCUUCCGGAGCCGCCCAGGGGCCAGCCAGGCCUGCAGCAGGCCCAGCAACUGAGUGAGCCCCGCUCAGGGCCUGGAGCUUGUCUGAGCCUGUGGGGUUGCAGCGCCCCCUGCUGGCAGACUCCCCCAGAGCCCUGGAGCAGUUUAAGCGGGAGAGGCCGCCCUUUCUGUGCCAGGCAGGCCUGGCUUACCAACCCACCCAACUUGACUGUCCCCAGAAAUGUGUCUGAGACUUGUUGGGAGUGCUGAGAGGGGUGGGUUGAUUUUUAGGUUUAUAGUUUUGUUUUUUUCCCUUUAAGUUUUAUCAGAUUCCUUUUUAUAAAGCAAUAAAUCCAUUUUCCUCCUGGUACAGGACACCCCUGCUAGCAUAUCAGUUAAUGGCUACAUGUGCCUGUUUUAUGCUUGAGAAGAGAAGGCAA